AUGGCUUGGAAUGAGACCAAACUCAAGCGGCUCUAUCAAGUCUGGAGGGGAAGCAAUAAAUUUCUGUGUGGAGGGAGGUUAAUCUUUGGUCCAGAUGCAUCAUCUCUAUAUUUCUCAACCAUCUUGAUCCUUGCUCCUGCGGUGAUGUUCUUCGUCAAAAUGUACCUGAAAAUGGCUGAUCCUCGAACCAAGCAUCCACAUCUUUGUAUUCCUAUUCUCUGUGUGGCUUGGAUACUCACCAUUUUGGACAUUUUCUUCCUCAUGAUGACAUCUAGUAGAGAUCCCGGGAUUGUGCCAAGAAGUUUAAAGCCGCCGGAAUCAGACGAUGCGCCGGAUUCAACAACUCCGUCGAUGGAAUGGGUUAGCGGUAGAACCCCAAACAUAAGAUUGCCGAGAGUCAAAGAUGUAACAGUUAAUGGACAUACCAUAAAAGUGAAAUUCUGUGACACAUGCUUGCUCUACCGUCCUCCUCGAGCUUCUCAUUGUUCCAUCUGUAACAAUUGUGUUCAGAGAUUUGAUCAUCACUGCCCUUGGGUUGGCCAAUGCAUUGGAGUGAGAAAUUACAGGUUCUUCUUCAUGUUCAUAUCAACAUCAACAACACUGUGCAUAUACGUGUUUGUGUUUUCUUGGUUGAACAUAUUCCAAAGGCAUACGGAUGAGAAGAUUAGCAUCUGGAAAGCUAUCUCCAAAGAUGUUCUGUCUGAUAUUCUCAUUGUCUACUGCUUCAUCACCGUUUGGUUUGUUGGUGGACUCACAAUAUUUCAUUCCUAUCUCAUCUGCACCAACCAGACUACUUAUGAGAAUUUCAGAUAUCGAUAUGAUAAGAAGGAGAAUCCAUACAACAAAGGGAUUUUAGGGAAUUUAUGGGAGAUAUUUCUGUCUAAGAUUCCUCCAUCAAUGAACAAGUUUAGGUCAUUUGUGAAGGAAGAAGAUUAUAUGAUGGCUGAGACUCCUACUUCGAAUCUUGGUGAGAGUCUAGUUAGCUCCAAGGAGAAGAUCGAUAUCGAAAUGGGAGGAGGAGGAGGAGGAAGGAUUAUCGAUGAGAGUGGGAAGAGUUACUCACUCCCUGAGAUUCUCCGGAAUUUGAACUAUGAAGAUCUUGAGGAUGAUUGUGAGGAAGAUGACUUGAAGGCUAAAGAUCAUCAUCAUCAUCAACACCAUCAACAUAAUCAUAAUGAAGGAGUCGUCUCUCCUUUCGAUCCGUUUUUUACCAAUGAGAGAAACGGAGAAGAAGAGUCAGGAGGAUCUUCGAGUGAUGAUGGAGAUGCAGAGAAACGCGUUCGAGUCUCCAUUGGUGAUGAAGAGAAAGUUGAAGGGUAUGAACGAAAUUGGAAUACUGAUAAAGGUCACGCAGGAUCUGAGGAUGGAGCAAGCUCUCCUCAGUCCACUUCCCCAAUGCUUCGUAAAUAG
Molecule: messenger RNA, 1410 nt
Organism: Microthlaspi erraticum
Lineage: Eukaryota; Viridiplantae; Streptophyta; Magnoliopsida; Brassicales; Brassicaceae
Source: the annotation of a GenBank genome assembly